Linum tenue is the source of this 2445-nucleotide messenger RNA. Lineage: Eukaryota; Viridiplantae; Streptophyta; Magnoliopsida; Malpighiales; Linaceae. The record is from the annotation of a GenBank genome assembly.
CUUGCCGUGUCUUAAAAAGUUAAACCCUUUUCUCCUCUCUCGGGGUCUCCCCCGCCAUCUUUGAAGAGCGCCAGACUUAGAGGCGCUUCUCUCCCGUUUGGCGGCUGCGCAGUGGAAAACGAGCGAAUUUCAACGAGCAUGGCGGGUAGUUUUCUCCGCACUGAUUCGCAGUUGAUCGUUGCAGAACUUAAGCGAAAGGACAGGCUGCUGAAGCUCAAGCGAAGGUGCCUGCCUGAGUCUAUGCUUAGGGAAGAUGAUGUAUUUUAUGAUAGUGUUAAAACGUUUGUUGAACAAGCAUUUGGAGUACACCAUGUUGAAAGAGAGGUCAAAACAACUUGUCAGUUUCUCAACGUGAACAACAUCGAAGGCAUCUUGUUGUCUUGUCUUGAUUCUUUGACCACUAAAGGUCUUUACCUUGUUUCUAUGUUCCUUACAAAAGGUGUGCAGAAGUUUGAAAAGACUCGGAAAAAAAUGAGAAAUGUUAUCCAGAAAUCUAUUCCAGGAUUUCUUAGGAAUCUGAAUAGCAAGGAUGACAAAGAGUGCUGUUCACAUUACUUUCAAUGGAAUGUUGCUGCAAUAAAACUUUUGGAUAGACUAAAGGACUUGCCAACUGAAGCCCUGUUUGCUAUGCGCAGGAAACUAAGAGGGUUACCGGCAGAAUUACCUUGUUUGCAGAAAAGGAGACAUGGUUGGAGUCGAGAUACCCUGAUUUGUAAGGUUAAGAGAACCAUUAGGAAGAUGCUAUCAGAACUUGUUGGGAGUGGAAGGCAUAGCUUCCAGGAACCUUUAACCAUGGCCCUAGCAGUUGCAGGUUUAUCACUAAAGCUGAAAAGAUGUCCUGGUUCUUGCAUGACUGACUUCAUAAAAUUUUCACCAGAAAUAGAACUGUUACAGACAGAAAUCAUAAAGGCUAUUUGGUUACUGGAAACGAAGGUCAGAAUGCCAGAGCUUCAAGCCUUGCAACAUCUGUUGGAUCCAUGUGCUAAUAUCCCAGCACGGUCUUUACGAACAGCAAUGAAGAAAUUAUUCACCGAGUAUCUUUUUGACUGCAAUGAGUUAGACUUCAUUCCCAAGGGGUUUCUGAAAGCUCUAAAUCUUACAAAUAGGAGCUCUCGAGUUUCACCCGAUGGCUACUUGAUGACCCAUGUUAUUGAAGAGGAGGCAGAAUCUAUCAUAAGUGUAAGUUCUGAUAUAAAGCAACUUGUUUGGGAUUUAAUUCCUGGCUAUGGGCUUGCUGAGAAUUUUGGCGAUGCAUAUGCGGAAGAGCCAUGUGGAAGUGAAGAUGAUGAUUGUGGUGAUGUGUCUCCCAAGCAGCAAGAAUUCGACUCCCCAAGUUUCAGAUUUGGUUCUAUGUACUCAGAGAACGAUGAAGAGAGCUUUGCAGAAUAUACACCUUUAGACGUUGAGCUAGACAUACCUAACCCUGAUCAGGAAGGUCAGAGUCUUCCUAGUACACAUAAUGACUGCAAGAUUGGCAACCCUUCUCUCAGCAUGGUUUUAAAAGUCGAGUGUGAUAUGAAAGCUGAAUCUUAUCAGAGUAAUGCAAAUAGUCUAAGAAACGCAUCAGGUUUCCACGAAUUAAACCUUUGCUCUAGAGGGGAAGAAUCUGGUCCUAGCAAUCAGACUCUUUGUAACAAUUUGUACCUUGAUGUCCAAGAAGCUUCCGAUGAGACAAGUUUAGUAGCCUACAAUCUCAUUGGUUCUCUAUUAGCAGAGUUCACAUUAGAAGACAGGCUUGAUCUAGAUUAUACAGAUGGAUAUCUGAGAGGCAACUAUUCAUAUCAACGGGAUGCAGGUAUUGAAGUGUUUUCCUUUUUGUUUGAAAGGUGGAGUGGAAAAACUGAAGGAGCUGAUGGGCACUUGAAAAUUGCUUGGUAUAGUCCGGAGCAGCCCAGAAUGAUAUGCCAGUAUUUUGGCUAUGUUGACGAAGCUCAUCUCCUUUUGCCGAUAUGUGCAUGGUUAAGAAUGACAGGAAGGGAGUUGAAGGCUUGCAGAUUAGGAAUGACAGGAAAUGGGUAUCUGUCAAGCUCCUUCCCAAUGCGUUUGUGGUCAGCAUUGGUCUUAGGUUUGAUCAGGGAAAUUGGCCUUGCACCGAGCUUGGUGUCUGGAGACACUCCAUUGUUCAGGAAUGUGAUCGAUAAGGAAUUCCUUGAUGGAUUAUUCUCUCGCGAGCUUCAGAUCAUUACCAGUGUCAGUGGAGCAUACCGUAGCAUCAAGCAUCGUGCAACGGUGAAUUCUGAAAUGGAAAUGCUGUCAAUUGCUUGCUUCCAUUCUCCAAAGUACGACGGUGAAAUCGGUCUUGCUGCUAGCAUGAUCACAGAAGAGACGCCUGCUGUGUUCAAGAAGGUGACUAUAAGAGAGUUCUACAAUGGCCUCUUCUCCCGCCAGCUUGACAGCAAGGCUUACAUCGACACAUUGAAAAUCCAACAGAAAGAGAACCAUUGA